AUGCGCAACAUCGUCGUGCUCAGUGGCAGCUCGCACCCUGCUUUGGUCGACCAGAUCUGUGCCCGUCUCGGCAUCUCCCCCGGCCAGGUCAAGCUGUCAAAAUUCGCCAACAAGGAGACCAACGUCGAGAUUGGCGACAGUGUCCGUAACAAGGACGUCUUCAUCAUCCAGUCCGGAUGCGGCGCCGUCAACGACAACUUGAUGGAGUUGCUCAUCAUGCUCGCUGCUUGCAAGACCGCCAGUGCUCGCCGCAUCACAGCUGUCAUCCCCUGCUUCCCUUAUGCCCGUCAGCCCGAUGCUCCUUACAAGAAGAACGGCAUGCCCCUGUCGCGCGUCCCUCCCAAUAUCUUCUUUGGAUACACCGGAGCCAGCACCCCCUUCUCUUUGCCCGUCACCCCUGCAGGCACUCCCCUCCAGACCCCCAGCUUGGAUCGCAUCGACCGCAAGAACCCCUUCGACAAGAUGUUUGAUUCCACCAACGAGUCCAACUCGGACAUCGAAUCCGCCGCGACUUCGCCCACCCUCCCGCCCGCAGGAGGUGCUAGUGGAAUCGCCCCUGCCAUCUCUAGCUUGAGAAUCGAGGGAGAGGUCACCAAGCCUCGUCUUCUUGCCCCUCGUGGAAUUCGCCCUCAGGCCUUGUCCCAGCCCUCGCACUUGCUCCUCCCCACCACCAACGGCAACCCUUCCGCCAUGAACCCCCAGAACUUUGUCACUAGCGAUCAGGUCAACCCCCACAAGGGCGGAUACAAGCACUGGGUUGCUCGCUCCGGUACCUUGAUUGCCAACCUCUUGGUCACCGCCGGUGCUGAUCAUAUUAUCACCAUGGACUUGCACGACCCUCAGUUCCAGGGCUUCUUUGAUAUCCCUGUCGACAACUUGUACGGACAGCCCUUGAUGGUCAAAUACAUUCGCGACAAGAUCCCCAACUGGGAGGACGCCGUCGUUGUCUCGCCCGAUGCCGGUGGAGCCAAGCGUGCGACCGUCAUUGCCGACAAGCUAGGCAUGGAGUUUGCUUUGAUUCACAAGGAGCGUCGUCAAAUCCAGGCCCCUCACAAGUCGGACAUGAUGUUGGUUGGAGAUGUCAAGGACAAGGUCUGCAUCUUGGUCGAUGAUAUUGCAGACACCUCGUUCACGAUCACCAAGGCGGCCAAGGUCCUUCAGCAGAACGGAGCACAAAAGAUCUAUGCCAUCAUCACCCACGCUAUCAUGUCUGGAGAUGCCAUUACCAGGAUUCAGAACUCGUGCAUUGACCAGGUCAUUGUCAGUAACAGUAUCCCCCAGGAAGAGCAUUUGGCUGGCUGCCCCAAGAUGAAGGUCUUCAACGUCGCCCCCAUCUUUGCUGAGGCCAUCCGCAGGAUACAUAACGGCGAGAGUGUCAGCAUGUUGUUUGAUGUCAUGGAUUUGAUUUAG
Molecule: messenger RNA, 1410 nt
Organism: Linnemannia hyalina
Lineage: Eukaryota; Fungi; Mortierellomycota; Mortierellomycetes; Mortierellales; Mortierellaceae
Source: the annotation of a GenBank genome assembly